Molecule: messenger RNA, 1369 nt
Organism: Pipistrellus kuhlii (Kuhl's pipistrelle)
Lineage: Eukaryota; Metazoa; Chordata; Mammalia; Chiroptera; Vespertilionidae
Gene: LIPK
Product: lipase family member K
Exons: 10
Coding region: 163-1353 (396 amino acids)
Biological process (GO): lipid metabolic process
Cellular component (GO): intracellular membrane-bounded organelle
Molecular function (GO): hydrolase activity, acting on ester bonds
Source: RefSeq, a predicted model, not a curated record
GUCAUAAUUAAUCUGCUUCAGUUGAGAAAUUUCUGAUUGCAACAUCUUUUGGGCUGUUAGUAACAACAUGCUGCAGUGACAGCUGCCUCUGGAAGGAGCUGGGAUCACCCGAAGCUCCUGAGAUUUGAAGACGGCUCCCCGGAGAAUUCAGGCAGACCCCAAAUGUGGCAGCUUCUAGCAGCAGCAUGCUGGAUGCUUCUUCUUGGACCUCUAUAUGGUUAUCACAAGAAAGGAAGCAUCACAAAUCCUGAAGCUCGUAUGAAUAUUAGCCAAAUUAUUUCUUACUGGGGUUAUCCUUAUGAAAAUUAUGAUGUUGUGACAAAAGAUGGCUAUAUCCUUGGAAUUUACAGGAUACCUCAUGGGAGAGGAUGUCCGAGAACAGAUCCAAGGCCUGUUGUGUAUUUGCAACAUGGCUUAGUUGCAUCUGCCAGUAACUGGAUUUGCAACUUGCCCAACAACAGCUUGGCUUUCCUUCUAGCAGAUACUGGUUAUGAUGUGUGGAUGGGGAACAGCCGGGGGAAUACCUGGUCCAGAAAACACUUGAAAUUCUCACCAAAAUCACCAGAAUUCUGGGCCUUCAGUUUGGAUGAAAUGGCUAAAUAUGAUCUUCCAGCCACGAUUGAUUUUAUUGUAGAGAAAACUGGACAGGAGCGACUCUUCUAUGUGGGCCACUCCCAAGGCACUACUAUCGCUUUCAUAGCAUUCUCUACAAAUCCAGAGCUGGCUAAAAGGAUUAAAAUAUUUUUUGCAUUGGCUCCAGUCAUUACAGUGAAAUACACCCACAGUCCUAUGAGAAAAUUAACAAAUCUUUCCAGAGAAGCAGUCAAGGUGUUAUUUGGUGACAAGAUGUUCUCUCCUCAUACAUUACUUGAACAAUUCAUUGCCACCAAAGUGUGCAACCGGAAGCUAUUUCAUCGUAUUUGCAGCAACUUCCUAUUUUCUUUUUGUGGAUUUGAUCCAAAAAACUUAAACAUGAGUCGCUUGGAUGUUUAUUUGGCACAGAGUCCAGCAGGAACAUCUGUUCAGAACAUGCUACACUGGGCCCAGGCAGUUAAUUCUGGUCUGUUCCGGGCUUAUGAUUGGGGAAACCCUUAUCAGAACAUGAUACACUUCCAACAGUUGACACCUCCCUUAUACAACGUUACUAAGAUGGAAGUGCCAACAGCAAUAUGGAGUGGUGGACAUGACCGUGUGGCUGAUCCCAGGGACGUUGAAAAUGUACUCCCAAACAUUACCAGUCUUAUUUAUUACAAAUUUAUUCCACACUACAAUCAUGUGGAUUUUUACCUUGGACAGGAUGCACCCCAGGAAAUUUACCAAGACCUGAUUAGAAUGAUGGAGGACUAUUUCUAAAACCAAACACCUUUUU